Molecule: messenger RNA, 1896 nt
Organism: Kluyveromyces marxianus DMKU3-1042
Lineage: Eukaryota; Fungi; Ascomycota; Saccharomycetes; Saccharomycetales; Saccharomycetaceae
Exons: 1
Coding region: 1-1896 (631 amino acids)
Source: RefSeq, a predicted model, not a curated record
AUGGGGUCUCGUAAUAAGGAAAUCUUACAUUGGUUUGAUUACAGAUUAUUAGUGAAUAAAUCAGAUUCGGAAUUGAAUGAGAAAACAAUAGCGUUAAGAAAAUGGACUAACAAGAGACUUAAAAGUGAUCGAUCUACAUUUUCAGAAGCUCUUCUAGGAAUAACAAGAAAUUUCCUGCGAAACUUUCUUCAUUACUUGGAAAAAGACUCCAAUGAAUUGGAUACGAAACUUGAUAUUAAUUCUUUUAAUGGUUUUAUUCUUCGCAUUAAAAUGCGUUUAAGCAAGCUACAAAAAUUAUUUGUAGUGUUAGAACAAUUAUAUGACAAAGAAAACAUUCAUAUUCAGCAUCAUUCAAUUGGAAUACAAUUAAUGAUAUCAUUUUUGGGGCAUAAAUAUUAUCGACAUUUAUAUGAAAUUAUCAGUUGCCAACUAAAAAAAACCAUCGAUACAGUGCAAACACCAGAUAACCGAUUGAUCACUCUCUGCCAAUAUUUUUCGGACAUUGGUUUUGACGCCAACUACAGAAAUAUGGUUGAUGCUUCUUGGAUACCAAAAGAAAAUCCCCCUCCAUCAAGAUUUAUUUUAGAAAUUCUAAAAAAGCUUGUAAUGUCGUUUGACAUAUCAAAAUCUAUUCUAGAGCCCCCUGUUUAUCCAGAGGAGAGGCUUUAUCUUUAUAUGGAACAUCUCAAUAAUUUGGUUAUAUCCAUUUACCCAGAAGAAUGUUUUUCCAUCUGUAGAAUGGCAUAUUUGGAGACAUUUGCUAAUCUAUCUUUCUAUAAGUCUUUGGUCCUGGCAAGCCUUAGUGCUGUUAAUAUAACCAAAAAAUAUGAUAAAAAAUCCGAACGAAUAAUACAAGAAGAACCUUUUUCUUCUAGUCAACUUGCUAAUGCAAAUUUAGAGAUUACAACUAGGUGGCUUCAUAAAUUAAUGAAGGAAAAUAAAAACCAACAUGAUCUUAUAUUACGCAUGUUAUUUCUUCUAACCCAAGAAAAAGAUUAUCAAUAUCAAAUAAUGAAAAACUAUCAAUUUGUUCUAAGAAAUAGCGAUGUCCCAAGAUUUAUGAAGUUAUUAGUAAGGCAUAUUCUUCUAUUUCAUCCGACGCUUAAGCUCACUGUUGUUUCAGAACAAGAUUCUAGUCAGGUAACAAAUAGUAUAUUGCAUGAAAAAGAAUGGAUAGAACGUAUUUCAUGCUUUCUACAAAAUUACCACUUAAUGCAACCUUUUGUGAAUACAUUUUUUGAGCAAUAUAUUUUAAAGAACUUAAUAAAAGGAACUAUUACUUUGGAAUCAAUCAAAUCAGCUUUAACAAACAAUUCUUUCAGUACUACACAAUUACAACGUUUUUAUUCCAUACUAAAGCAUAACCAUAGUACUUUAAACAAGACCAAAAAGUUAAUCAUAAAUUCUGCAACGACAGUCACACAAUAUACCUCAGGUGUGAGUUUGAAUAGUUGUAUUUCUUUACCAGAAUACCUAUUUCCAAGCAUCUCUAUGAAAGAGUCAGUAGACCUUCCAUUUAGCAUACCUAGCAAAUGGCUUGUUUCGCCCUCACAUGAUAUGUCACUUUUGGGCGUUCCAGUGAAAUUUCAAAAUCAGCCUCAUCUCCAGAGGGUACUAGUUAAGCCUUGGAACUUAGAGAAAACAGAUGUGCUUUUAGAUUUAAAUUUGUUUCACGCCAUAAUAUUAGAUACUUUUUUCAAUGAGCGUCCCGAAUGGUUGCUAUCGGAUAUGAUCAAAGGUCUUGAAGUAAAGAAUGUAUCGGUUUUCAGGCAUUAUCUAUCAUCAUUAGUGAAUCAUGGAAUAUUGAUUCAAAGUAAUGAUAGCUGCUAUUCCCUUAAUUUAAAAUUUGAACCAAACGCUAAACUUCUAAAGAAAGGAAUCAUCAUUGUUCCUUGA